Lolium rigidum is the source of this 1489-nucleotide messenger RNA. RefSeq names its product serine/threonine/tyrosine-protein kinase HT1. The transcript is spliced from 6 exons. Gene Ontology annotation, molecular function: ATP binding; protein kinase activity. Lineage: Eukaryota; Viridiplantae; Streptophyta; Magnoliopsida; Poales; Poaceae. Bases 16 to 1242 code for a protein of 408 amino acids. Gene Ontology annotation, biological process: protein phosphorylation. The record is from RefSeq and is a predicted model, not a curated record.
CGGGCGCGCGCGUUAAUGCCUAGGCUGUCCUGCGGCUGCAAGUUCGCGGACCCCGACAGCGCGGCGGUGCGGCCGGACACGAUGAGCUGCGGCAGCGGCGGCGGCAGCGGCGGCGGCGGCGGCGGGAGCGGGGAGUUCAGGCGGGCGGCGCGGCCGAGCAAGGUCGCGGCCGACGACUCGGCGGAGCCCGCGCGGUGCUCGGACGCCGCGGCGGCGUCCCCCGCGUCCUGGAUUGACAGGAAGCUGCUCGUCGACCCCAAGAUGUUGUUCGUCGGAUCCAAGAUCGGGGAGGGGGCGCACGGGAAGGUCUACAAGGGGAAGUACGGUGAUCAGAUUGUAGCCAUAAAGGUUCUUAACAAUGGCAGUACCCCCGAAGAAAGAGCGACCCUUGAAGAUCGCUUCAUUCGAGAAGUAAAUAUGAUGUGUAAAGUAAAACAUGAUAAUCUUGUGAAGUUCAUUGGAGCUUGCAAGGAACCAUUGAUGGUGAUUGUAAGUGAGCUGCUGCCAGGGAUGUCAUUGAAAAACUACUUGAACAGCAUCCGGCCCAGCCAACUAGAUAUCCAUACUGCAUUAGGCUAUGCACUCAAUAUAGCUCAUGCCAUGGAAUGCUUGCAUGCCAAUGGAAUAAUACACAGAGACCUGAAACCUGAUAAUUUGUUGCUUACUGCAAACCGAAAGAAGCUGAAGCUUACCGAUUUUGGACUUGCACGUGAGGAAACAGUCACCGAAAUGAUGACAGCUGAAACUGGGACAUACCGCUGGAUGGCCCCAGAGUUAUACAGCACAGUCACACUUCAACGUGGUGAGAAGAAGCACUACACAAAUAAAGUGGACGUGUACAGCUUUGGCAUCGUCCUGUGGGAGCUGUUGACCAAUAAAAUGCCAUUCGAAGGCAUGUCGAAUCUACAAGCUGCAUAUGCUGCAGCUUUUAAACAAGUACGCCCAGCUUUUCCUGAGGAGACCCCCAAGGAUCUUGCGUUCAUCGUUGAAUCAUGCUGGGUCGAGGAUCCCGCCAUGCGACCCAGCUUCAGCGAGAUCAUCCGCAUGCUGGAUGCUUUCCUCAUGACAAUACCUCCCCCACCCCCUUCGGAGCCAGACGAAGACGCGGAGUCAGAAGACACAACAUCAUCGCUGAGCAGCAAGAGCUCCUCCGUCUCCUCCAUCGUUUCCCGUGCAACAAGCAAGCUCUCGGUCGUCCGCCAUCUCUUCGCCUCGAAAAAGGCAAGCAAUGGGAGGGCAUGAUACCAUACAUGUCCUGAGACGUUUCUUCCUUGGCGCUGUAAAGAAUGUUAGCCUAGGUUAAUGAUGAUGAUACAGUGGGAGGGGAUGAUACAAGAGAGGGAUCUUGUUUAGUGUAGGCUUAGCUUGUUUGUAUCGAUGAUACAGAAGAAGAAAAGGCUGAAAUGCAACUUAUGCAAGCUAUGUAUAGCUGACAGCUGCUCUCUACCAAGACUUGUGUAUGCUCAUGUGGCAAUCCUUCUGUUGUUUU